Molecule: messenger RNA, 4965 nt
Organism: Galeopterus variegatus (Sunda flying lemur)
Lineage: Eukaryota; Metazoa; Chordata; Mammalia; Dermoptera; Cynocephalidae
Gene: PARM1
Product: prostate androgen-regulated mucin-like protein 1
Exons: 4
Coding region: 248-1171 (307 amino acids)
Cellular component (GO): early endosome; Golgi apparatus; late endosome
Source: RefSeq, a predicted model, not a curated record
AGCUGGAAUGGAGCAGAAGCGGACCGGGCUCCGGAGGGCACGCAGCUGACGGAGCCGCGCCGCGUUCGCCUCGCCUCGCCGCCUGCCACCGGAGCCUCCGGGGCCGAGCGUGCCCAGCCGUGCGCGCCUCCCGGUGCCACCGCAGCCCGCCAGGCAGAGGAGGAGCCGCCUGCGUCCGGUGCGCUCGGUCAGUCCCAGCAAACUCCCUGCCGCCAGCUCCGGGCUCGGCACCAGGCACCAGGGUACCAUGGUCUGCAAGACUCUCUUCGCUCUUUGCAUCUUCACGGCAGGAUGGAGGGUACAGAGUGUGCCUACAUCGGUCCCCUUGCCUGUUUCUCUUCCAGCAAAAAUUACCACACCGACCACCAUCUGGACUGGCUCUCCACAAAACACUGCCGCGGUCACUGCCUCCCCAUCCAACGGCACUCACAGCAACUCGCUACUCCCAGUUACAGCAGCAGCCCCAACAUCUCCGCUCCCCAAGAACAUUUCCAUAGAGCCCAGGGAUGAGGCGACCACCAACCCAGCUCCGAAUUGGGAAGGCACAAACACAGAUCCCUCACCUCCUGGGUUUGCGUCAACAAGCGUUGGAGUCCACUUAGCACCCACGCCCAAGGAACACAGCUCGGGCGCUCCUGAAGCAAGCGUGCCAGCUACAGGGUCGCAGUCCCCCACUGAGUCUCCCACACUCAUCUCCCCUCAACCUCCAGCCUCAUCACCCUCAUCCCUCUCGACCUCACCACCUGAGGUUUCUUCUGCCUCCAUCACCACCGACCACAGCUCCACUGUGACCAGCACGCAACCCACAGGAGCUCCAACCACACCAGAGUCCCCAACAGAGAAGCACAGCUCUGGCCACCCACCCACUUCACAUGCCACAGCCAAGCCAGUGCCCAAGGAGAAAACUCCUGUGCCAACCAAAGGGACAUGUGAGCCGAUAGACACCGAGACCACCACCACCCUCCCCAGGGUGAUUAUGCAGGAAGUGGAACAUGCAUUAAGUUCAGGCAGCAUUGCCGCCAUCACGGUGACAGUCAUUGCCGUGGUAUUGUUGGUGUUUGGAGUUGCAGCAUACCUGAAGAUCAGGCACUCCUCCUAUGGAAGGCUUUUGGAUGACCACGACUACGGGUCCUGGGGAAACUACAACAACCCUCUCUACGACGACUCCUAACAAAGGAAUGUGUCCUGGGAUGAGGAAUAACUGUUCUUUAUUUAUAAGUGCUUAUCCAGUAGAAUUAAUAACAAGUACCUGAUGCACAUUGAAUGACAAUCUUAAGCCCUGUUUUGUUGGUAUGGUUGUUUUUGUUUUCCUCCCUCCCUUCCAGCUGCUACAACUUCCCAUUUCUGGUACAAAAAGAACCAUUAUUUAAAGAUGAGUGGAGGCUGAUUUGCAGUUGAAAUGGGUCAACCUUGCAUCAGCCAGGCCAGACCACCAUGGUGAAGGAUCUGCCCCCAUCACAGGACCCUCUUUGAGAAGAACUGAGCAAGAGAGAUUGGAUUUUGUUGGGAGUUACUUUUAGGGGAACUUUUUGUUUGUGGUAGUUCUUAAACUUUCUAUUUAGAAAAUUACAUUAAAUAUCAAUGAGGGGAAAGGAAAUGAGUCCUGGGACAAUUUCACCCUGCAUGUGAGGAAGCAGGGGUUUUUCAGAUGCCUUUUUAAUCUCUGCUUAUCGGGUUGUAUCUGAUAGGAUGCCUGCUUGGCUCUGCAAGUGGGAGAGCAGCUUCUUAGCGGCCGGCCGAAUUAAUGAAAGAUGAAAAUAGGAAGUGCCCUGGAGGAGGCCAGCAGGUGCAAGGCACAGGGUAGCAGGUUUCUCCGCAUUUCCUCUACCUGUUCUCCCCUGCAGCUGGGAUCCCCGCCCACAAGCUUUAGGCACUAUUGUCAUUCCAAAGGAGAAGGCUGUGAGCUGAGCUUAGUUAUAGAGGAGAAAGGGAGAGGCAUGCUGAGUGAGCACACAGUGGGUGAGUGGAGGAGGGCAGGAGGGAAAGAAGGACACUACCAUGCACUGAGCACCUCAUUAGGGCAAGGGGGAACCAGCUCUCAAUAACUGCCAGAGACAUCCACUGCUUGGAGGAGCCCAGAAAAUCCCUGCUUUUUACCCAUGAAGCAACUGGUUCACUGCCUUACUGUCUCUUGGAUAAUGGCUGUAAACUGUUAAAAGAGAGAGAGAGAGAGAGAGAGAGAGAGACUCUAGUCUGUCUGCAGUUGCUUAGUGAGGCCUUCCCAUAGGUAACAGACAUGAUUAAUCUGUUUAUUCUUCCCAUACAUUUACCUUACUAAUUCUUCCCUUUAAUAAAUGAACACUCCUGGGUAUAUAGUCUUAAAAUCCUGCACAACAAAUUUUGAGAAAGAACUGUUCAUCUUUGUAAGCAUUGAUUUAUUUGCAGACAUUUUCAACCAGGAGGUGAUUUUGCCCCCUCCCUACCCCGGAAAUUUGAAAAUGUCUGAUGACAUUUUUGAUUGUCAUGACUUGGGGAUGCUACUAGUGGCCAGAGGCCAGGGAUGCUUCUAAAUAUCCUAUCUGUGCAUGCACAGGACAACACGCCACAACAAAGAAUCAUCUGACCCAAAAUGUCAAUAGUGCUGGGACUGAGAAACCCAGAUUGGUUGCAACGCCCAUUGUGCCAGAACAAAACACUCACUUUUUUAUUUUUAACAAAAUGAAAUGUGUUAAAUUUUUAGCUCCAACGUGUUUCCUUUGUUAGCUGAUGGGUUGGUUUUUGGCAUGCAUGGUCGCCUUUUUAUUUUUAUGUGUUUUCUAGAGAGCAAGCUUUAUUUCACGGCUACAACUCUGUCCUAGAACAUCUGAUAUCAGCAACUAGCAUCUUCUAUCCUGAUUUCAUGUAGUAGAACACAUACAUUGGGGCCUGUUUCAGAACGUGUUAUAUUAUCCUACAACAAUGUGAUAAAGAACUUGAAACUGUAUUAAUUUUUAUUUCUAACCUUGGGCCUUGCUGCCAUGACUCGGUUUAGUUUAGAGAAAUGACCCUGGGCUCAUCCUUUUGCUCACUGUGGUACUGACAUGAAGUACCACAAAGUACUGACAUGAACACCACCCCUGCCAUGCUUUUUCUCACCCCUCUGGUGGUUAGUGACACCAGUGCCACUUUCCACAGCCUGCCACCCCACACUCUGAAAGAAAAUGAUCCCUAAACUCUUUAGGUACCAAAGGAGAAUGAGCAAGCCCCAAAGGUAUUUUCCAACCAGGAUGGGUGGUGAGGAGUGGGUUGCCAGGAAUUAUAAUAUCUCUGAAUAUGAAAAACAAAAGACAAAAAAAAGUGGACCUUCUCAGGAAAAUGGCAAAGAGUGGCCUACGGUGCCCCCCGACAGUGUUUGGUUUCAGUAAUUGUCCUUCUUCCCCACCCAGCCCCCUUCUAGGGCUUUCAAUUUGGCAAAUGGCAAGCCAAUGACAACAGGACAUUCAUACAUUUUUUUCUUUCUCAGCUAAAAACAUUUUGACAAAAUAUCAGUAAACACCUUUGGAGAAGUGCACUUCUGGAUGGAGCUUCUGCCAUAAAUACUGGGUCAGGGGGACCAGCCUCUUCCCAGGAACCCUGGUCUAUUAUAAACCCUGGACGCAGCAAGCAAGUUUCCUUACGGAAGGCUGACAUUGUGCAAGAGCACGUGAUGGGUGUGUUGCUCUCGUUAACUUCCAAAUGCUUACAGCAAAGGGAAGGAUCUGGGGCUAAAGCAGAUGCAUUCAUAACAAUCCUUGUUAUGUCACUAUAAAAUACCUAAGGGUUGAACCUUAUUUUGCCAAAUGUAUUUUUUCUGCUUUUCAUUUGGUCAAAGGAUUUUAGCAACUGUAUUCUACAAAUAUUACUUAAAAUACACACACAUCUGAAAUAUAUGCUGACAAUUGAUGUCCUUUACCUCAGGGAGAGUCUGUUCAAAUCUACCCAAGGGAAACAGCUCCAGUGGAUCUAAACAACCACAUCCCGUUUGUGGAUAGGACUCGCCAUUACGCUUUAGAGAGAAUGUCAGAGCAGGAGGGAGGCAAGCAGCCUCUUCUCAAUCAUAGAUUGCAAGUAAUGGAAGAAUGGGGUUCAAAUUUGUUUUCUUCUCCAGAGGCCCUGGUGAAACCUCCUGCCCUCCCUGCACAUCUGUGUCUUCGUUUCUAAAAUCGGGGUGAUGCUUUCGUAUUGACCUCACCCCAGACUACCUCACAAAUGUUUUGUGAGGAUUGAUGAGAUGGUGUCUACAGUGUUUUCAGUUCCUGGAGAAAAAUAUGUAUAGACAUUUAAAGUAUUACGUAGAUAUAUAAGUGAUCUCAGUUUAUUGUUUGCUGUUAUACUGGUGUGUUACUCUAUAAAUGUCAGUUGUGUCAUAGCCACAUUAGACAGCUGUUACAGCCCUGGACUACCCCCGAUGUAGCUGACUGCCUAUAGGGUUAACCGUGCCUGGGAUCACAAAUGGUGGUCUCCAUCUGCAAAUGAAAGGAUAGCCCAGGACACAGGUCUCACAGACUCUUGAGUCAGGAUCCAGGAGGUUAGGGUAACAGAAUGGAUGCCUGAGCACUAACAGCAGUAAACCUCUGCCUUUACCAUCCUGAGGGCUUCUGGAUUCUUUGUGGAGCUGAUUUUGGUUUGAUGUCAUCUGUUUGCCCUUCAUCUUGCUUGCAAGUGAGCAUGGUUCAAUCCCUCGCAUCUGGGAAAUGAAUUUUGCAACUGGGCCAGAUGCUAAUUUGCACGUUGAUUCACCUUCUUUGCCUUUAACUUUUUUUUUUCAUUGUUUGACAAAUCAAUGUACCAUUUCAAGUUUGAUUUUAAAAGUACUAAUUGAUAUUGGUAAUAGCGCUACCCAAGAGACCAGUGCCAGAUUUCUGUCUUGGGUGAGUUAGCUGAUGUCAUUUAAAGAUGGAAAGAUGUGCAACUUCUUUGAUAUUUGAUGUCAUUGUAUCUACAUUUGUUGUAAGACAUAUUGCAUACCAAUUAUAAUUAUAUCAAUUAAAGUUGCUAAAAGCUUGU